Molecule: messenger RNA, 936 nt
Organism: Apodemus sylvaticus (European woodmouse)
Lineage: Eukaryota; Metazoa; Chordata; Mammalia; Rodentia; Muridae
Product: olfactory receptor 7D4-like
Exons: 1
Coding region: 1-936 (311 amino acids)
Biological process (GO): G protein-coupled receptor signaling pathway
Cellular component (GO): membrane
Molecular function (GO): olfactory receptor activity; G protein-coupled receptor activity
Source: RefSeq, a predicted model, not a curated record
AUGGAAGGAGAAAACUGUACAGAAGUUUUCCAAUUUCUCCUGCUUGGCCUCUCAGAUGAUCCACAAUUGCAGCACCUCAUCUUUGGGACGUUCUUAUUCAUGUACCUAGUCACAGUCCUCGGGAACUUGCUCAUCAUCUUGGCUUCCAUCUCUGAUUCCCACCUCCACACUCCUAUGUACUUCUUCCUCUCCAACCUGUCUUUUGUAGACAUCUGUUUUACCUCUACCACUGUUCCAAAGAUGCUGGUGAACAUUCAGAAACAGAGCAAAGAUAUUUCGUACAUACAGUGUCUCAUUCAGGCAUAUUUCUUUAUGGUUUUGGCUGGGAUGGAUAAUCUUCUAUUAAGUAUAAUGGCAUAUGACCGCUUUGUGGCCAUCUGUCAUCCCCUAAACUAUACAAUCAUCAUGAACUCUCAAUUCAUCAGCCUCCUAGUUCUGAUUUCAUGGAUCAUAGUUUUAACAGACUCCUUGCUUCAUGUUCUACUGAUAAAGCAACUAAACUUCUCCAGCGUCAUUGAAAUCCCUCAUUUCUUCUGUGAAAUAACAGAGAUACUUAAGGUAGCCAGAUCUGACACUCUCAUCAAUAAUAUCAUUGUAUAUGUGUCUACUGCCCUUCUGGGUGUGUUUCCAGCUUCUGGCAUCCUCUUCUCUUACUUUCAGAUCGUCUCCUCUUUAUUAAAAAUGUCCUCAACUGUAAGCAAAUAUAAAGCCUUUUCCACUUGUCUGUCUCACCUCUGUGUGGUCUGCUUAUUCUAUGGCACAACACUUGGUGUUUACCUUAGCUCUGCUGUGACCCACUCUUCCCAUGGUAGUACUGUGGCAUCAGUGAUGUACACUGUGGUCACCCCCAUGCUCAACCCCUUCAUCUAUAGUCUGAGGAACAAGGAUGUGAAGGGGGCUCUAGGAAGAAUCAUAAGAGCAGGCUCUUAUUCUUGA